GCUAUUACGUCUGACUAUAAACUGACUACAAGGUAGUGAGUGACUCGCUGUGCCAUUGAGAGAUAGAGCUUCAAAGCUUGAACAUUUGUACGCGUACUCACUACACUAUGUAUAUGUUUAUGCCAGCUGGGACACCGCGGUGUAGGGUCAAUGGGUAUGGUUAGUAGCACUUCUGUGGAUCAUGAUUUCUACUACACUCUUCCCUCCGUCAUCCACCAAUUGACAUGACUUUUGCUUAUGUUACAGUUGCACCUCUCCCCAGAAUUUGCAUCGCAAAUUGCAGUCAGAACGAAGGGCCGAGAAAACUGCAACCGAAGAAAUUGGACUCGACGAAUUUGUAUAAACACAAGAGAAAGGCGGUGAGCAAAGGUCACCUUGCUCUAAGUUUUUCUUCGGCACUUACUACAAGUAUUCACCCAUCAUGACUCCAUUGUCCCACGAAGACUCCUCGUCCAGUAGACCCUAAGAAUAAAGGACGCCUAAUAUCUGAUAUGAUACACGUACAUUCAACCAAAUAUGACACAGACCAUGCCCAAUUGUAAGCUGUUCGUUUCCGAAGCUCCAUGACAGGGAAUCCGAAUGCUGGCAGGUUCCUGUGGCUAAAGUCAUGGGUAGUGAGUUAUGUCAGGAUGAGU
This is a messenger RNA of Serpula lacrymans var. lacrymans S7.9, 635 nucleotides long. RefSeq lists its product as uncharacterized. The transcript has a single exon. The record is from RefSeq and is a predicted model, not a curated record. The coding region runs from base 225 to 425 and encodes 66 amino acids. Lineage: Eukaryota; Fungi; Basidiomycota; Agaricomycetes; Boletales; Serpulaceae.